Messenger RNA from Lotus japonicus, 897 nucleotides. RefSeq lists its product as uncharacterized. NCBI's taxonomy places the organism in Eukaryota, Viridiplantae, Streptophyta, Magnoliopsida, Fabales, Fabaceae. Gene Ontology annotation, molecular function: hydrolase activity. The record is from RefSeq and is a predicted model, not a curated record. The transcript is spliced from 5 exons. Bases 61 to 897 code for a protein of 278 amino acids.
CCCGAAUUGAAUAGAGUGAGAUGUCAAACUCAAUAGGUGGGGUGUCAAACCUAACUCCCAAUGGUGAGGGUUCUCAAAUCUUCCGCUCCCGGAUUCUUGACUAAAGCCCUUCUUCGUACCAUUUCACCCUUUGCUCCUCGUUACAUCGAUGGUACUAAAGUUCCCUUUGAGAAAAUCCAGAUUCCAACGAAAUGGAAACAGAGAAAAAAUAAAUUUGAUGGAUAUCUUGUUGGCAAUGGUGAGGGAAACGCUCCUGGAAUUGUUCUGCUUCAGGACUGGUUGGGUGUGGAUUAUCAUGUCAUAAAUCAUGCUUUGAGGAUUUCUCGGCUUGGCCGUGGAUUUAAAGUUCUUAUUCCAGAUGUGUACGGAGGAAACCAAGCCCAAUUGUUUAAUGGUUAUGAUUGGGAAGGUGCUAUGUUUAAAGUUCAUUCUUCAGUUCAAUGGCUUAAGACCAAUGGUUCAAAAAAGGUUGGUGUAGCUGGCUUUUGUAAGGCUCUCGCUGUUACGAGCUCUUCCUUUUUUCCACCUAUUGAUGCUGUUGUAGCUUUCUAUGGCAUUCCUGGUUCCUUGCUUGCCAAUUCCCAUUGUCCUGUUCAGGCUCACUUUGGAGAGCUAGAUGAUCUUGUUGGCUUUUCGGAUGUCACGGCUGCGAAGAAAUUGGAGGGGAAAUUGAAGGAAUCUCGAGUUCCACAUGAGGUGCACAUAUAUCUUGGCUACAGACACGCAUUUAUGAACGGAUCUUCAAAAACAAUCAAGAGGUGGAAUGGCGCGGGAUUGCCUGAUGAAUAUGAAAUUGCAGUUCAACUAGCCCGGUCUCGGCCAAAUGAAGAUGAAAUUGCAGUUCAACUAGCCUGGUCUCGCUUCGAGACAUGGAUGACAAGGUUCUUGUGUAGUUAG